GUUUCAUGUGCUCUGCCUACCCCUUUAUGGAAAGCAGGCGUGAUUGUAUGUAUAUUAUAUGUAAUAAAAGGUCCUUCAGUCACACCCAGUACAGCUAAGCUACCGAAGCUCUCUCUACCAAUGUUCAAAGGACAAACGCUGCGGUGGGCAGUAUUUGUGGAUAGGUUUAAGAGCAAUGUACACGGCAAGGUCUUGCCAGACUCAGAGAAAAUGGCUUAUUUAAUAGGAUGCCUGGAAGGAGAGGCUCUCCAAGCAGUAGAAGGCCUUGGUAUUACAGAGCUAAAUUAUAAGGUUGCGCUACAGAUACUAAAGGAGAGAUUUGGGAACCAACAGAAGGUUGUUGAUGCUCAUUAUGAUGCCAUCAACAAUCUAGAAAGGGCAGGUGACAAUGCCACUGAAUGUAGAGCAAAUUAUAACAUAAUCGAAAGGCAUUUGAGGACCCUGCAAAGCCUGGGAGAAUCGAUAGAUGGCAAUCAUCUUCGUUCUACGAUAUUAUCCAAAUUUCCAGAGAAGGUAAUAUAUGAGUUACAUUUGCUAGCUCUGGCAGACAGCACGGGAAAUAUUCGUAGUGGCUUACAGAAAAUUAUUACUGCUAUGGAAAGUGCCAAAGAGAACCCUGUCCCCGGUAGUGUCAGUAAAAUUUCUACAGGAGCGUUACACGUGAACACACAGAGUUCUCAGAAAAAAGGAAAACCACAUCUGAUUUCGCAUAAGAAGGGGUUUAAAAGAAAACUACCAGAUAAUAGGGAGCCCAAAAAUAAGAAACCAAAGAUGGUCUGUAUUUUCUGCGAAGGGCCCCAUUACAAUGCAUCCUGCACGGUGGUUAAGGACAUUAAUGAGAGAAAAAAGAAAUUAGGGAAAAGGCGCUACAUUUGUUUUAAGGAAGGGCAUAGGACAACAACGUGUACCAAAAGGAAGCCCUGUUAUUUCUGCCAAGGAACACACAAUCAAGCACUAUGUCCGAAGAAAACAGACGGCCAUAGUGGAGGUGGGGCAGAAGAACUCAAACAGAAUUAAAACACGAAGACUGAUGCUCGACAAUGGCAGUGGUCGCAGUUAUAUUACCAGGAAGCUUGCAAAGGAACUAGACUUAGUGACAGAUCAAGAAGAUCAACUAGUGGUAUUUGUUUUUGGGGCUGAGGAUCCAGUCAACAUUUCCAGCCCAUCAGCAGACAUCCGAAUCAGAACUAGGAGAGGAAUCACAAGAGAUAUUCGAGUUAAUAUUGUACGUCAUAUAACCAAUUAUCUUGGUCCCCCUAUGAGUAUGGAUGGGAUUGAUGCUGUUGAUGUUAUAGCUGAUGAUGGGUCUGCUAGUGAAGAACCACAAAUACUGAUAGGUGGCGACUAUUGUUACUCAUUUCUCAGGAAGGAAAUGUUCUUGCUGAAGGAUCACCUAUAUUCAAUUAACUCAGAUUUCGGCUGGAUGAUUGCUGGCAAGGUCCGGCAAGAAGAGAAAACGAAUACACUAUUUGUCAUCAUGUACUGCCAAUGUCAAGAAUCAGUAACACCCUAUCUCGUAACACCAGACUUACCCUUCCGGGAACCAGACAUCAAGUUUCUAUGGGCUUUAGAAAGUAUUGGGAUCGUUGACUCUCCCAAGAUAACUAGAGAAGAAGAGGCCAUCAAACACUUUAACGAUACAGUUAAAUAUGAGGACAAGAGAUAUCAGGUGAAAUGACCCUGGAUAACAUACCCACCGGAUUUACCUACCAAUUAUGGUCUUGCUUAUAGGAGACUAUCAAGUUUGAUACACAGAUUAGAACCACAUGCAAUGGAAGAGUAUGAUAGCGUUCUGAGAGAAGAACUAGCUUCAGGAGUUAUAGAAGUUUUAGAUCCUUCGGAAGUCGACUCCAGGACACACCCUGUUCACUAUCUCGCUCAUCAUAUUAUUCUUCAGGAAGGAAAGAAGGGAUGGGUGGUGUAUGAUGGUUCCACUAAACUUAAGAAUAGUAAAAGCCUCAAUGAGUGUAUGUACAGAGGACCUUCGAUGCUUGAGAACCUGACGGCUCUCCUUAUGAGAUUCAGAGUCAAUAAGAUAGGAAUCACAGCGGAUGUGGAGAAAGCUUUCCUUCAGGUUGGAGUGCAACAGGAGAACAGGGAUAUACUAAAACUGAGGCUGGAUGACGCUCUAAUUAAAAGAAAUCAAGACAAGGUAGCCAUAACAAAAAGAGGAAUAUUGAGAACUCUAGCCUCAUCAUAUGAUCCGUGUGGAUUUGCAGCACCUUUAGUUUUACCUGCCAAACUCCUUCUUCAGGAACUAUAGAAAAGGAAAGAAUAAUGGAACACUCAAUUACCAGAGGACUUGGAAGAAGAAUGACAGAAGGCAGUGAAUGCUUUGAAGACUGCUGCUGAAAUAGAAAUUCCUAGACAUGUUGGGCUGUCACCAAAUAGAGCCUACUCAGCCGUAGUAUACCUCAGGAUAGUGAAUAAAAAAGUAAAGAGCACUAAAGUAAUGCUCAUAAUGGCUAAAUCGAGGAUCAACCCGAUAAACCACACAGAAGACCUAGAAAUACCGAAACUAAAAUUACUCAGAUUCGUCAUUGGGAAGCGACUCUUAACUUAUGUCAAGACAACCUUAGAAUAGAACGGACACGUCUAUGUGUUUGGUCAGACAGUGAAAUAAUUUUAUACUGAAUGAAAUCAGAAAAGCUAUUGCCUCCAUUCGUUAGUAGAAGAAUAAACGAAAUCAAACAGGAAAAAGAUAUUGAAUCUAGAUAUGUCAGUACAGAUUUAAACCCUGCAGAUCUAGCAACACGACCGGAACCUUGGCAUGUGAAGAAGGAAUUAUGGUUCAAUGGACCUCAAUUUCUUUUGCUGAGUGAGGAGGCUUGGCCAAAAUUACAAGAACAUGGCCAGUCAGUUCUUUUAGCAGGAACCGACUCGACAAGAGAUACCAUGGAGGUAGAUAUGUCAACUCAUGAAGGAGAAUCCAUCGGAGGAACCAUAGAACAGGAAAAUAUAGAAAGAAUGAUCAUAGAUAUAGAUAAUAUGGAAGACAAGGACCAUAUGCCGGUUUCUGCCACCGGAGUUGAUGGAAACUGCAAAGACAUAAAGAGUUUACAGAAAUUACACUUCCCUCAAGAGGUAGCGGGUAAGAAAACAAGUCUGUCCAGAAAUUUAGGACUAUUUGUGGACAUGGACGGAUUAUUAAGAUGUAAAGGUCGAAUGAUGAACACAAUGUGUUCAUAUGACACCAAAUAUCCGAUACUAAUACCUAAGAACUCUGAAUUUACUGACAACCUGAUUCUGGAGACUCAUCAAAACUACUACCAUGUGGGAGCCCCACAUAUACUGAGCAUUAUCCGACAGAAGUAUUGGAUUCCUCAGGGAAAGGCAAAGGUUCAAAGAAUAAUAAGGAAAUGUCAGCAGUGUAUUAAACAUGGCGGUGGUCCCUACAAACUCCCUCCCACACCAGCUCUGCCAGCAGAACGAGCUAACUACAGUGCUCCUUUCACAUACACAGGAAUUGACUAUUUCGGGCCAAUCUUUGUAAAGGAAAAUGGACAGAUGAAUAAAAGAUGGAUCUGCCUGUAUACUUGCCUAGCAGUACGAGCAAUUCACAUGGAAGUAGUUAAGGAUUUGACUGCAGAGGAAUGUUUACUUGCAAUGAGAAGAUUCAUAUCUACACGGGGAAGACCAGAACUCAUAGUCUCAGAUAAUGCAUUACUGUUUAAAUUAACUGCACAACUAUUAUCAAAUGUAUACUUCAUGGACAAUAAAAUAAGGUGGAAGUUUAUCCCUCAGCUCAGUCCAUGGCAUGGAGGUUUUUAUGAACGACUGAUCGGCGUUGUAAAGAAUUGCAUGAAGAAAACCCUAGGAAAAGGAGUUCUAAACGACACACAGUUGAGUACAGUAGUCAAGGAAAUCGAAGCGAACUGAAGCGAGCGAUUGGCGAACUCACGUCCACUUACAUGCGUUGGUUCUGACAUAGAAUAUGUAUUAAGACCGGCUGAUUUCUUAACCUACGGGAAAUGUAUAGCGAUCGAGCCUUCCAUACAAAAUCCGUAUCCAGGGGGGUCAGUCACGAAAGAAAAUCUAAUAGAAGGAUGGAAAAAGGGCAAAAUGAUCUUAGAAGAAUUUAAGAGAAUGUUCCUAGGACAAUACCUUUGCAGUCUUCGUGAAAGAUAUCAACAUUCACACAAGGAACCUCGGGUUAGAUCUAAUCAAAACCCUCAGAUUGGUGAUAUAGUCCAGAUUAAAGGAGAAUCAAAAAAUAGAGAGAACUGGAAAGUGGGCAAAAUCAUCAGCUUAGAACGAGGAGCCGAUGGAGAGUGUAGGGUUGCAAAGGUUGAUGUGGAAGGAAAGGAAUUUAUAAGAUCAAUAGGUCAUUUGUAUCCGCUAGAGGUCGAAGAGGCUAGGCUAGAUUAUUCUGAAACAGGAGUGAGAAAUCAAGAAAAUCCAGAUGUACAGAAUGUAGAAGAAUCUUUGGAGGAUAUAACUACAGGGGUACAGGAAAUAGAAAGCACACAUCUUGAAAAGGAAGCUACAGGACCAAUGCGACCUGACAUUGCAGAAGAUAAUGAUAGCACACAAGAGACUGUGGGUUUAGAGGACAUACUCACUCCGGUAGAGAGAGGACAAGAAAAUGGUACUGGCGAGAGUGACAAAACAGUGACUGAAGGUAAUAAGACUACAGAGACAGUGGAAACUGUGUCAUAUGGCAAUGAAGAAAGAAGCAGACAAGAGAAAAGAUUGCCCAAUGGACGAGCCAGCUGAUAGCACUGCUAUAGGAACUCCUGGCCGUUUGGGAGUGUCGCGACGAACGCGAUCCUCAACAAAUUAGCAGUAAGGGGAAAGAGACACGUUGCGACCGGACGGACAAGGUUCGUGUGGCGGGAAAAUAGAAAGAAGUAAGUUGAAGGAAGGAGAGAAGACUCGACGUUGAAUCGGUGAGUGUUAGAAAUAUAGAAUCAUAAUUAGAUCAGAGAGAUGAAGGGAUAACGUAAGAAUGACGGAUUAGAAUAGAAACAGCCAAGAAUAUGCCAAAUGGUUGUGAGUGGACAGGGUCGGGCUAUAAGGGGAGUUGUGGAGGCCCGCGGCGGAGAAAGAAUCUCCGCCAAACAAUCAGAAUAGAAACUAGGAAGAAUGUUUAUGAUUUAGAAUCUAGAAAAGAAUAUACUUAUGGAAAUCACUU
This is a messenger RNA of Leguminivora glycinivorella, 5134 nucleotides long. RefSeq lists its product as uncharacterized. Gene Ontology annotation, biological process: DNA integration. Gene Ontology annotation, molecular function: nucleic acid binding. Bases 2635 to 3879 code for a protein of 414 amino acids. The transcript is spliced from 2 exons. The record is from RefSeq and is a predicted model, not a curated record. Lineage: Eukaryota; Metazoa; Arthropoda; Insecta; Lepidoptera; Tortricidae.